AUGGCAAAACACACUGAUGAUGCCGACUAUGAUUCCGGCGAAACGUUUGAGAAUGUACCAAGUCUACUGUCUGAUGCUGGGAAUGAUGACAACCACUCUGGCAGACGACUUCGGACUAGGUGCAUUCUACCAAGUCGCCCUGACAACAAGACACGAAGCAAGAGUCCCAACUGCUUCGGUUUCCGCUGGGGCCGCCAAUCGACGUUGCAUACAGAAUGA
Molecule: messenger RNA, 219 nt
Organism: Protopolystoma xenopodis
Lineage: Eukaryota; Metazoa; Platyhelminthes; Monogenea; Polystomatidea; Polystomatidae
Source: the annotation of a GenBank genome assembly